UACCACUGGGGAGAGGGGAAGGCCGGGAACCAGUAGAACGUUAUUCUGUAUAAGGGCACACGUUAAAGUACGUCCUCUCCCCAGGGAUCUGCUCAUGAAUGGAACGAUCCGUAUUCAGCGCCCCUGAGAGGAUUCAGGGAUAUGAACCGGCAUCAGAUGUCAGACCUUCCCCCCCUUCCCCGGCCCGGAAUGGUAGUGUCGGAUUCGCGAACUGUCACGCGGGGGGAGACUCUGAAACUGGACAGUACCAUGGAAGAGGGAGAUGAGUGCGAGCCAACGGCAUUACCUCUCUGCCUCAGCUCUAGUCCCUUGUCCCCCUCCUCCCCGACCCAGUGGGAGCGGUCGCUGCCUUCGGAGUGCGGAGGAGAAUGGUUUGCGCCGCAGGGUUGCCAUGGUGACAGGGACGCCUAGCGAGGCCAGGUAUAAUGAGCCCUCGCUGGAGGCUUCUCCCGCAAGCGCUCAGGGGGAGAAUCAUCCUCCAAUGACCUUCUCCCACUCAUCUGAACCCCACAAAUCUCCUGAUCUUUCCACAUGAGGUGCAGUGUCCUUACUGCCUGUGGCAAUGAAGAAUUAUCAGGAGGGAUCUCAUUAUGAACCCACAAAAUCCAGCAAUGUUUGUCAAAGGGCAUUUGGUUUUGAAGGCAGUAAAGUGGGAGAGAGGGAGAAGAAAAGAAGAGGUUCUAUCAAAAUAUUUUUGUAAUGGAAAUGUUUUGUCCCCACUUUGCUAGAAAUUAGUUUAUAUUUUGCACUGGAAACAUGGCAGCCUUACGUACUUCACCGAUGAACCCAUUCCAAGAAUUUAUGGGGGUAUUGCCCCUGCAACAAGCAAAGGAGACUGAGAAGUUGGACAUGCAGCAGAGCCUAAAUGAGAAACCUUCAUUUUGCCCAAUUGGCAGUAUGCAGAAAGUUAACCAGAAAAUCGCACAUUUGCAACUGGAGCUGGAAAAAUUCCACACUGAUGACCUGCGGCAAAAGCUUAGAGUCAGCCCUGGAAGCAGCAGCAAGUUGUGUGCAGGCGGUGCUCUGGGGCCACUGCUGUUCGAGCCACGGAGGAGCAGUGCCCGCACCUUGUGGCUGGGCCGGGCAGGCUUCGAGCAGGUGAUUGAGGACUUGGAAUCAUUAAAGAGAUACUCUGGACAGAAGAGAUUCAGAAGAGAGAAAAAGCACUUCAAGACAUCCAAGGACAGAGGCACACACAGAGAUAGGAAGGAGAUAUGCCACUUUACACAGAAGUAUGAGCACUCUAUGCAUGCGUCAGACUUUGACCCACUCUCUCAGCCUAAGCUCACCUACAAGAAGCCUCAGAAUACAUCAGAAAAGAACAAGUUGGUGGAACUGUAUCAAUACCCAGGGUACGAUGAGCAUGAGCCAACACCGCUGCCUAAUGAGACAGAGCUGGCUGAAGUCAUAGAGAAGGUGGUGUGUGCCCAGAGAAAGUCAGCAAGUGGGAAGACUCCUUUUCCUUCAAAGAUGCUGCAGAAGUUUCUCACAACUCCAGUCUCCCAGGCUAUCCUAUUGGACAGCUUCUGGUGGUUUUUUCUCCACUUAUAUCAGGUUUUCCCUUCAUUGCUGAGCCAAACCUUGUACACCUGCUUCUGCUCCAGCUUUCCAAGAUCUUGGUUCAAUACACAUGAGUUCAAGUCCCAGCUCUGCAAUGUGCUGUCAGAGUGGAUGGCAGGGACACUGCCUGUCCCAGGCAGCUACAGUAACUGGGACUACUCCCAUCUGGAACCAGAGAGAUUUAGGAGGGAAGACUUGCUGUCAACAAAGGGAAAGCAGAGGAAAGAAUCCUCUGUCCCCUUUGCUUCCUCAAAGGCUUCUGGCAACCCAGAAAAGACUCCUCAGCCAUCCAUUCAACCAUACAAGAAAUCCAUGUCUUCGGGCCAAACUGUCAACAAGUACCAACCUGAUCAAACAAGUGUGGACAUCGACUCCAAGGAAGUUGUACAUGCAUCUAUGUCCUUGAAAGGCAUCAAUCCUCAUACCAUGCCACAUGAUCUGCAGCCCGAAAAGGAUGACCUGAAAAGUGCUUGGAAACAGCCCCAACACACAUUUGAAACAAGGCGGCUAAAGAUUGCCCCCCUUCAUAGAGAGUCACACCCAGCUUGUCAGGGCCCUGACUUCACUUGGCAUCUCUUUAACAUCAAUGGACACAGCCCACUAAUUCAGCACUUCCUCCAGAGCUAUAAUGUUGAACCACAGUCUGGACAAGACAUCUUGAUUCACAGGAGGGAGAUCUGCAAGCCUAUACCAUAUCCUUAUGAUCACCUCAGAAACAUUAGAGAUGGAAAAAUCUUGUUAGGUCACAUUCUAUCCAUUCCCCAAGAGUGCAGGAUUAUUUCUUACAGCAUAUUAUUGGAUUUUUUCUGUGUUCAGUAGUAAAUGUCUCAAGCUUUCAGGCUUUCCCUCCUUCCAUUGAGAAACUAUUCCACAAGCUAACAAACCUCAUACUUUGUGUUUCCUGAAAGCCAGCCUGAAUUAAUCACCACUCAUUUUCAUCCAAUUACUUCUAGUUCUGUCUUCUGACCAUCUCACACAAUUGUCUCCCUCUUUGUGUUUAUGCCCUUCAUAUUAUUGUAGAAGAGACUGCCAUCCCUCUCCUAUACCCCUAGACGUUGCUUAGCCAAGUUAUACAUAUUUAGUUAGUUUAAUCUCUCUUCAUAAACCAGCCGUAGCCCCUUUAUCACGUUUAUAAUGCCCUCUUAUACGCUUCAAUGAGGAAAACAGAGAAAGGUCAGAGUCUGCUUACUCUCCUUCCCCAGUCGGUGGAUUGCUGGCUUGGUCUGUGUGGCUGCAGAACUUUGUUCAGUUGCAGGACCAGACCUUAAGUUGAUUAUGGCUUCGAACUGCCAGAGACCAGAUUGAGGAAGAGGUGGUAUAAGAACACAUUUACAGAUUGGCUCCACACCAGUUGGCCGAUGUAUAACCAUACUGGUGGUAACCUUCAAGGGAAUUGCUUUGCAUUGAACAGAGACAGGAUGACAGGCUCUCACUAACAGAAUAGGAAGGUUAAGAAAAAAAUGUGGGAAGGAGCACCUGAAUAAAAUGGGAGAUAAAAUGCUGUCUAAAUUUAGAUUGGGGUUAAAAUGCAAAUAUUUUUCUACUGGGAGUUUGAGUGCUUAUAAAAAUUAAGGGCGCAAUGCCAGAAGGGAGUGUGACAGAUUUACGUUACCAAUCUGCCUGGGGCCCCAGUUGAUCAGGCUGGGGCUCCAGGAUCUUUUUGGGGAGGAGAUGAUGAGGCACACCAAGUGUCUAAAUUUUAAAGCUUUAUUGAUAAAAUAAUAAAAUAAUAGCAGAGAGGGCUGGGAACACUCCCAUGUCACUCGGGAUGAAAGAAACUAUUAAUGCCCCAAGCCCUAACCCACCUUCGGUCUCACACACGCACGACCCAGAUAGGCCAAGUCUGGGUGUAACGUCAGAAGAAGAGUUGGGGGGGGGGGGGGGAAAGUGGACGGGAGUGCUGUCCGGGCCCAGGCCAUCCAAGGAUCUGCUGUGCUCUCCGAGUUGCUUCAGCUCUCAGGAGGGUUUUUAAGUCCUGGGCUCCUUGAGGUGGGGGUUUUCAUUCAGGGCCCUCUGUUCCUGGUGCUCCUUGUACCAGUCCAAACAGGUUUGCUGUGGCCUCCCUGGUUUCCCGGCUCCGGAGACUGUUUUCCUUUCUGUUGGCCUUUGCUGUUGCCAUUUCGUUCACUCUCACUGUUCUCACUGUUAUCUCUGCAGCUCUGUGUCUCAACUUAGUUCUCUUCUCAUGGCUGGUUGGGGUGGUUGGACUUCCCUCUUUCUGUGUUGGCAGGUAGCAGCUGGCCUUGGGCUAGAGUUAGCUUCUUAUCUUCAGACUGAACUUGAUAGAUGCAGUGUUGAAUUAACCCAUUCUCUGCUUUCUUCUUUCGCUCCCCUCCUUGACCUCUCGUACCUGCAAAGGAAACUUCCACUCCCCACUCACACACCUUUGACCCUCCCCAAAAUGCUUUGUGAUGCUAGCAACAGCAUUAGCAAUACACAAUGCUGAUCUGCCUUCCCAAGGGAGAGGGCCUUGGGGUGUGACAGGAGGCUCAGCCUUUACCACUCUUGCUCCUUUGAUCCUAGCCAUGAAGAUCCCCUAUUCUAAUCCUAACUUCCCUGAUAUAAAGCUCUACCACUAUGCCACAAUCCUGACUGUAAAAGUCCUAUGCUAUUCCAGUCCUGAGCCCCCCGUCCCUGCUACAGCUCUACCAAUUCAUCUCAGUCCUAACUUAUGCAUCCCCUAUUGUUCCUCUCAUAUGUCCUUUAGCAAAAAAAAAACAAAGCAGACAAUAUUUUUUCUUUUACGUUUCAAACUAUUGAGUCCACUCCAACCUAUGCAGAUGUGAUCCGACAGAGUUUUAAU
Messenger RNA from Gopherus flavomarginatus (Mexican gopher tortoise), 4363 nucleotides. RefSeq names its product family with sequence similarity 227 member A (gene FAM227A). The record is from RefSeq and is a predicted model, not a curated record. Lineage: Eukaryota; Metazoa; Chordata; Testudines; Testudinidae. The coding region runs from base 757 to 2379 and encodes 540 amino acids. The transcript has 14 exons.